AUGGAGAAAAACUUUGAGACCCUGACGUGUUCUGAAGAGUGUAAGAAGAAAAUGGCAGUAUAUUACUUAGACAAAGACACAUCACAGUGGUGGGAGAGUAGGGAUCGCCAAGUGGGACAUCUGGUCACCACUUGGGUGGCAUUCAAACAAGAAUUUGAACGCAAGUACUUCACUCCUGAAUCCAAGCGAAAGCUUCAACGCCAGUUUGCAAACUUGGUACAAGGAGAUAAGACGGUUAGAGAAUAUGAAUCUGAAUUUAUGCGACUGCGACGACACGUGCUGCGAGGACAAGAUUAUGAGGAGACCAUGAUAUCCAUCUUUCUAUUUGGUCUAAAACCAGAGUUGGAAAAUAGACUGGCAGUCGGGAACUACGAGAGUCUCACCGAGCUAGUGGAAAAGGCUACAGGCCAUAAGUCAAGUGAAUGCUUAGGGAAGAAACCUGGAUCCUUUCAGUCAAUCUCAUACAAUCCUACAUGCUACACGUAUGGAAAAAAAGGACACAUCUCUACCCAGUGCAGUGUCAAUCGUCCAAUCUCAGCUACGUCAAUCACUGUCCAUCCUCCUCCAGCUCCACCUGCAAUCGCACCUGCGCCAAAAAGGCAAGCUAUAGGAGGUAGAGUUUACGCUUUAGAACUAGAGGAUACUAAACCUCCAGGCCCAUCUAAGGGUCCCAUCACAGGAACUUUACAUUUUGCGGGGAGUCCCACACAUGUAUUGUUCGACUCAGGGGAAACACAUAGCAUUGUGGCCCCUGAGGUAGCUGUCAAGUUUGUGGGUUCAUUUUUAAUUGAUAGGAUGGAUGUGGCUGCGAUAACUCCCGGAGACCAAACCCUCCAAGCAAAAGAAUGCCUCAGAAGAGUUUUGUUAGUCAUUUGCGAGAAUAUGUUCUUGGCAGAUUUGUUGGUGGUGCCCUUAAAAGGAUAUGAAGUUAUCUUGGGCAUGGAUUGGUUAUCAGGCUAUCGGGCACAAUUAGAUUGUGGAAAAGGUCGUAUUUUGUUCAAGGAGAACGGGCAAUGA
Molecule: messenger RNA, 1017 nt
Organism: Brassica oleracea var. oleracea
Lineage: Eukaryota; Viridiplantae; Streptophyta; Magnoliopsida; Brassicales; Brassicaceae
Exons: 3
Coding region: 1-1017 (338 amino acids)
Source: RefSeq, a predicted model, not a curated record